Plasmodium cynomolgi strain B is the source of this 228-nucleotide messenger RNA. RefSeq names its product CYIR protein. NCBI's taxonomy places the organism in Eukaryota, Apicomplexa, Aconoidasida, Haemosporida, Plasmodiidae. Bases 1 to 228 code for a protein of 75 amino acids. The transcript is spliced from 2 exons. The record is from RefSeq and is a predicted model, not a curated record.
AUGUGCUCGGAAAUGAAAUAUGAGUAUGGCAAUCACCGGGAUUGCUAUGACGCAUUAGAAGAUUUUAGAAAUACAUAUAAUGAACAUAUGAAAAAUGGAAAUAAAUAUAAAAAUGUAGACAUAUACAUACCAUCCACAAAAGGAGAUAACAUCAUUAUUCUUAUUAAAAUUCCGUCUAUUAUUAUAUUAUUCAUUUGUUUCCUUUUAUUUAUUUUUAUAAAAUUAUAA